ACUCCUGUGAGCGCUCCCAUUUCUCCUGUGCAUUUUGGAGAGGAGUGAGUGUGUGUGACCUACUCUGGAGAGAAACAGACAGAGACGACCCGAGGAUGAAGCUAGUGUUUGUGGCUGUGUUAGCGCUCUGUACGCUCAUCUCUGUGGAUAGAGUGGAUUCUUCUGCCUACGACAAAAUUGUGACACACAGUCGUAUCCGGGCCAGACUCCAGGGACCCAAUGUGUGUGCCAUGCAGCAGGUGAUGGGGACCAAGAAGAGGAAGUACUUCAGCACAUGUAGGACCUGGUAUAAAGGCUCUAUCUGUGGGAAGAAGACGAUGGUUGUCUAUGAGUGCUGUCCAGGCUACAUGAAGCUGGAAGGCAUGAAAGGAUGCCCUGCAGUGGCUCCUAUAGACCAUGUGUAUGGCACAUUGGGCCUGGUGAAGGCUAGGACAACCCAGAAGUACUCAGCCCUCUCUAAGCUGAGGGAAGAGAUUGAAGGGAAGGGAUCGUUCACUAUGUUUUCCCCUAGCGACGAAGCCUGGGACCUGCUGGACCCUGAGGUGCUUGGUGCCUUGGUGAGCAACGUGAACAUCGAGCUGUACAACGCCCUGCACUAUCACAUGGUCAACCAUCGCAUGCUAACGAAAGACCUGAAGAAUGACAUGUCUAUCACCUCCAUGUACAACAACCAAGGACUCUACAUCAAUCACUACUCAAAUGGAAUCGUCACGGUGAACUGCGCCAGGAUUAUCCAUGGUAACCAGGUGGCUACCAAUGGAGUGGUUCAUGUCAUCGACCGUGUCAUCACUAACGUGGUCAACACCAUACAGGACGCCCUGGGAGUUGAUGACAACCUAUCCUCUUUCAGCGCUGUAGCCUUGGCCUCAGGUGUGAUGGAAAAACUGGGCCAGCCAGGUCACUUCACCCUGUUCGCUCCCACCGAUGAUGCCUUUAAGAACCUUGAGGCCGGCUUCCUGGAACGCAUUAUGGGAGACAAUGCUGUUAUCGCAGCCCUGGUGAACUACCACCUGUUGAACAGUGUGCAGUGCUCUGAGGCCAUCAUGGCAGGCUCUGUGCACGAGACAGCAGAGGGAAGCACCGUUGAGAUCGGCUGCGACGGAGACAGCCUGACGGUCAACGGUAUCAAGAUGGUCCUGAAGAAAGACAUUGUCGCCACCAACGGAGUCAUCCACCUCAUCGACCGGGUCCUCAUACCUGACUCAGCCAAGGAGGUGAUGGAGCUGGUUGAUGAAUCCCAGAGCACCUUCAGAGACAUGGUGUCAGAGCUCGGCCUAUCAGCUGCAAUGAAGCCAGAGACAGAGUACACCCUAUUGGCUCCCCUCAACCCAGCUUUCUCUGAUGAGGUGAUGUCUUUAGACCAGAGCCUGUUGAAGGUGAUCUUGGAGAACCACAUUCUGAAGCAAAAACACAAACUGAGUGAACUCUACAACGGACAGCUGCUGGAGACCGUCGCUGGGAAACGAAUACGCGUCUUCAUCUACCGCACUGCUGUGUGUAUUGAGAAUUCCUGCAUGGUGCGAGGCAGUAAAGAGGGCAGCAACGGAGCCCUUCACCUGAUGAGGUCUCUCAUCAAACCAGCUCAGACCACCAUCUACAAGGUUCUCAUGGCAGAUGGACGCUUCAAUAUCUUCCUGUCUCUGAUGAAGAGUGCAGGUCUGACAGAGCUGUUGAAACAGGAGGGAUCCUACACCGUUUUCGCACCCACAGAUGAAGCCUUCGACGGGCUCACAGAACGGGACAUCACCCUGCUGGCCAGCGACGUGAACGCUCUGAGGACCAUCCUCCUGUAUCACUUCAGUAACGGAGUGUUCAUCAACGGGGGACUGGAGGGAGGCGUCACCAACCUGCUCAAGACCAUCCAGGGACACAGCCUGCAAGUGCUGUCUGUGAACAAGUCCAUCCAGGUGAACUCGCUGGACGUGCCAGACAUUGAUCUGAUGGCCACCAACGGAGUGAUUCACGUAGUAAAGAACAUCCUUUACCCUGGGGACCUGCCUGUCGGUCGCGAGUCCCUGCUGGUGCUGCUGAAGAAACUCAUCAAGUACAUCCAGAUCAAGUAUGUCUCUGGAUUCUCCUACACCAAAAUCCCCCUCACCUUCAUCAAGAGGACAAUCACCACGACAACUCACGUCCAAGAGGACUCACACGUGGAUUCAGUGCCUGAAAUCACCAAGGUGACCAGAGUGAUCGAAGGAGAGCCGACCCUCACCAAGGUUACGAGACGCAUCGAGGGAGUACCGUCCAUCACCAAGGUUACGAGACGCAUCGAGGGAGUACCAUCCGUCACCAAGGUUACCAGGGUCAUCGAGGGCAAACCCGCUAUCACCAAGGUUACCAGAGUUGUCGAGGGCGAACCCGCUAUCACCAAGGUUACCAGAGUUGUCGACGGCGAACCCACAAUCACCAAGGUUACAAGAGUUGUCAAGGGCAAACCCGCUAUCACCAAGGUUACAAGAGUUGUCGAGGGUGAGCCUGCCUUCAACAAGGUUACCAGGGUCAUCGAGGGAGAACCAAGCAUUACCAAGGUUACCAGGGUCAUCGAAGGAGUGCCUUCCAUCACAAAGGUCACCAGAGUUAUUGAGACUCCCCGUGGUUCCUCCGAUGGAAGAAUGAAGACUGAAGGAGACAUCAACGAGAUGCUUGAGGAAGGUGGAACCGGACACACAACGGUCACCAAGAUCAUCGAGCCUCACAUCAUUGAGGGCCCGGAAUUCUCUAAGAUCACCACCAUCCACGGCAACCCGGAAAUGAUCGACCAAGAGUCAGAGAGGAUCACCAAACUAAUCCAAGGUGGAGGGGGUAUAGGGGCCCCUGCCAAAAGAGCUCCUGUUGGUGUAAGGAGGAGGAAGGUAAGGCUGGUUAGACGCCACAACAACCAAAAGUCAUAUCCAGCCAAGACCAGUCCAUAUCAGUCCAGCCCUGACCAGUCCAUACCAGUCCAGGCCUGACCCGUCCAUACCAGUAAAGACCAGUCCAGACCAGUAAAGACCAGUCCAGACCAGUAAAGACCAGUCCAAAUCAAAUCAAAUCAAAUGUAUUUAUAUAGCCCUUCGUACAUCAGCUGAUAUCUCAAAGUGCUGUCCAGAAACCCAGCCUAAAACCCCAAACAGCACGCAAUGCAGGUGUAGAUGCACGGUGGCUAGGAAAAACUCCCUAAAAAGGCCAAAACCUAGGAAGAAACCUAGAGAGGAACCAGGCUAUGUGGGGUCCAGACCAGUAAAGACCAGUCCAGACCAGUAAAGACCAGUCCAGAUCAGUAAAGACCAGUCCAGACCAGUAAAAACCGGUAAUGAGCAGACUAGCCCUGCAGGAAUAUCUUUACAGAUCACCAUAGAGACACUGCAAGGAGCUCGCCAAGGUAUACAGCAACAGAAAAACACCAUUCUCUUGAUGGGAAACAAAAGGAAGAACCCAUGUGGAACAUCUAUAACAAUCAAGUAAUCGCCCUGGGGAGCAAAAGAGGUUGAAAAGGUGUUGGAAAUACGCAUUUUUGGGGGGUUGAAAAGACGUUGGAAAUGCUGUACAUCUUUUUGUUGGGUUGAAAAGAAGUUAAAAAUACAUAGUUUCAACCAAAUUUUGCUCACUGGGCAGCGGUGAACAAUGAAAUCAACCUAGAGUGAAUCAACUGGGCCAAUGGUGUCGGACAUCAUGUUUUAACAAUGCUAAGAGAAUCAGUUAUCCUACACGUAAUGUUCGUACUGUAUGCCAAGAAAUGAACUUUUAUCAACUUUUAUCAACUUUUGCUUUGGUAUGGAUUAGGUAGAACAUUGGAAAUAAUAAUUGUAUGGUGGAAAAGAAUAAACGUUUGUUUUUGUUAAUCACAUGGUUUAAUAGGGUGAAGACAUUUUGUACGUUUUUUUAUGGUGCUGGCAUUCUGUAUUGUGCAUCUCGACCAAUAGAAAUGAAGCACUCUGUCUUAUAGUUGCUUCUUGACCAAUAAGACUUAAGCAUUCUGUUUUAUGGAUGCAUCUCAACCAAUAGAAAUUAAGCAAUAAUUUUUAUCCUUUAAAGAUGCUGUAGUUAUCGUAACUUGACAACCAACCAGGUUUCUUUAGUUUUACUUAGUUUUUAGUUUUUCCUGUUGUCGAUUACUGUUUUCUGAUUCAUUUGUUGGGGUUUGUUAUUGAGACUGUUGAUGUUCAGUUGUACAAUAAAACCUACCCAACAAAGACCUACCCAACAUAGACCUACCCAACAUAAUAGUUGUUGGGGUUUGUUAUUGAGACUGUUGAUGUUCAGUUGUACAAUAAGACCUACCCAACAUAGACCUACCCAACAUUGACCUACCCUACAUAGAUCUACCCAACAUAAGACUUACCCAACAUAGACCUACCCAACAUAGACCCACCCUACAUAGAUCUACCCAACAUAGACCUACCCAACAUAAGACCUACCCAACAUAAGACCUACCCAACAUAAAACCUACCCAACAUAGACCUACCCAACAUAAGACCUACCCAACAUAAGACCUACCCAACAUAAAACCUACCUAACAUAGACCUACCCAACAUAGACCUACCCAACAUAGACCUACCCAACAUGUAUUGGAAAUAAAUGUUCAAUAAAUGUUUUUUUUAUCAUG
Oncorhynchus mykiss (rainbow trout) is the source of this 4585-nucleotide messenger RNA. Its product is annotated as periostin. Gene Ontology annotation, cellular component: extracellular matrix. Lineage: Eukaryota; Metazoa; Chordata; Actinopteri; Salmoniformes; Salmonidae. Gene Ontology annotation, biological process: cell adhesion; extracellular matrix organization. The record is from RefSeq and is a predicted model, not a curated record. Gene Ontology annotation, molecular function: cell adhesion molecule binding.